Messenger RNA from Diversispora eburnea, 1224 nucleotides. The record is from the annotation of a GenBank genome assembly. Lineage: Eukaryota; Fungi; Glomeromycota; Glomeromycetes; Diversisporales; Diversisporaceae.
AUGGAGAUUCGGAUAUUUACCUUCGCUGGAACUCAUAACAGUGCAGCCUAUAAUCUAAAAUAUGAUUGUGAUAUACUAGCCGAAGAUUGUUACCGUAGAGCCAAUUCAAAUUCAUGUAACCAACAAUAUGAAACAUGUAGUAAAAAUCGAACGGCAAGUUGCGAUAUUCAAACAAAUGUUUUUAAAAAUUGGGAACCUAAUUAUUUUCAUUGGACCUUUGAUUUGUUUAAUGCCAUUUGUAAAACGAGUGAUGUUUUAUGUGCUGCUUGGUAUACUGUAUGUAAAAGAACGAGAAAUGCAUGCGAAUUAGUAAGACAUGUUUGUAAAAAAGAUGUUCCUGAUCGGUCUUUAAAAUGUUUAUGGGAAAAUAAUGAUGGUUAUCCUAUUAGAAGGCAACUCGAAGAUGGAAUCAGAUUUUUGGAUCUUGAUACAUGUCAAGUGGGAAAUGAAAGUGUGGUAUUCUGUCAUGGAAUGGGUUCGUCACGUGCGUUAGGAGCAGAUUUAGAUUCAAUAUUUUUAGAUAUAAAAGAAUUUAUGGAAGAUAAUCCAAAUGAAAUCGUUAAUUUAGGAUUUGGUGAUUAUGAUGGACCUAAUGCGACAUUUGUAGCUAAUUAUAUUCAAAACAAAUUAGAAUAUUAUUUUGUAAAUGAAUCUGGAUAUUCAUUAAUGCUACAAGAAAAAAGAGGAGAUGAUGGUCUUAUUAAAUGGCCAACAUUAAGAGAAAUGAUUAAAAUAAAUCAAAGAAUUGUUAUAUGGUUUGGUCGUUUAUACGGUUGGUUAGGUCCAUUGAAUAAUACACGCAAAGAUUGGGUACAUAAUAUUGGAUCUAAUUAUAUAGUAAGUUAUACUUAUACAGAGGGCGAUUUAACUGCUCAACAAUUAAAUGAAAGUUUUACUAAAUGGAGUAAUAAUUAUCAGAAUAUAAUUGCUGAUGAUUUAAAAAAUUUUGGAUAUAUUCGAUGGCAAACAAUUGAUGAUACAGUUGGAUUGGUAUUAUCAGGACUAAAAGAAUCCAUAAAAAAUAAACAAAAUCCUGGUACUUUAUGUUUAAAAGAUUUAGCAAAUGCCAUUAAUUAUGAUUUAUUAGAUCAUUUUUUUAAUAUUUUUAAAGAUAAAUUUCCUUAUAUUUUCAGAGUAACUUUAGAUAAUUAUCCUCAAAGUAAUUUAUUUGAUGUGGUUAAUAAAUUAAAUCGAUUAAAUGUAGAAAAAUCUAAAACAAAUUAA